Messenger RNA from Carassius carassius (crucian carp), 2277 nucleotides. RefSeq names its product LIM and senescent cell antigen-like-containing domain protein 1. Gene Ontology annotation, cellular component: cell-cell junction; cytoplasm; focal adhesion. The record is from RefSeq and is a predicted model, not a curated record. Gene Ontology annotation, biological process: cell-cell adhesion; positive regulation of substrate adhesion-dependent cell spreading; positive regulation of integrin-mediated signaling pathway. Bases 84 to 1094 code for a protein of 336 amino acids. The transcript is spliced from 10 exons. NCBI's taxonomy places the organism in Eukaryota, Metazoa, Chordata, Actinopteri, Cypriniformes, Cyprinidae.
AGUGGAAAAGCAACGGAUCCGAGGGGCGUCUUGUGUUGUCGAAUAAAACCAGAAGACUCUCAGGACAAGCUGUGCUGACGGGGAUGCUGGGGGUGUCAGAGAUGACGGGCAGCAAUAUGGCCAAUGCUCUGGCAAAUGCCUCGUGUGAACGGUGUAAAAGCGGAUUUGCCCCAGCGGAGAAGAUCGUCAACAGCAACGGCGAGUUGUAUCAUGAACAGUGCUUUGUCUGCGCACAGUGUUUCCAGCAGUUUCCUGAAGGGCUUUUUUAUGAGUUUGAGAAAAGGAAAUACUGUGAGCAUGAUUUCCAGAUGUUGUUUGCUCCCUGUUGUCACCAGUGUGGAGAGUUUAUCAUUGGGCGUGUGAUUAAGGCCAUGAAUAACAGCUGGCACCCUGACUGCUUCUGCUGUGAUAUCUGCCAAGCCGUGCUUGCUGAUGUUGGAUUCGUCAAGAAUGCCGGCCGCCAUCUCUGCCGUCCAUGUCAUAACCGCGAGAAAGCUCGGGGCCUCGGGAAGUACAUCUGUCAGAAGUGUCACGCCAUCAUCGAGGAGCAGCCCCUCAUUUUCAAAAACGACCCCUACCAUCCCGACCACUUUAACUGCAGUAACUGCGGUAAGGAGCUGACUGCUGAUGCUCGCGAGCUGAAAGGGGAACUCUACUGCCUCCCCUGCCAUGAUAAAAUGGGCGUGCCGAUCUGCGGAGCCUGCAGACGUCCUAUUGAGGGCCGUGUGGUCAACGCCAUGGGCAAACAGUGGCAUGUUGAGCAUUUUGUCUGUGCCAAGUGUGAGAAGCCUUUCCUGGGACACCGUCAUUACGAGAGAAAAGGACUUGCUUACUGUGAGACUCACUACAACCAGCUCUUUGGUGACGUUUGUUAUCAUUGCAACCGUGUGAUCGAAGGAGAUGUGGUGUCGGCUCUGAAUAAGGCUUGGUGUGUGAAUUGCUUCUCGUGUUCGACCUGUAACACCAAGCUCACCCUCAAGAACAAGUUUGUGGAAUUUGACAUGAAGCCGGUGUGUAAGAAAUGUUACGAGAAGUUUCCUCUGGAGCUGAAGAAGAGACUUAAGAAGCUGGCGGAGACCAUAGGCCGCAAGUAGAUCUCCUCGCCCACAGGGGGAGACAAAGGAUGGUCAUUCGUUACAUCUAUGGUGCUUAAAGUACGAAAAGAGACCAAACUAAACCUGGACCUCAAAUUAUCUCGGCUUAGUCGUAAGAGUAUGUCUUAGGUGCUUGACCUUUUUUUUUCCAUGGCAGAUUUUCUGUGGUCUCACACCAACAGAUGUUCUUGUGUCUUAACACUCUGCAACCAAAACCAAACAAAUACUUUUAUAUUGUUUAUUGAUAUGUAUGUACUUGCAUGUUUAUAAAGAUAAUACUAGUUAUAUUCACUGUUCAGAGUGAUUAUUCAGCACGUGUGUCACUUCUGUUGCCUCAUAUGCAAUGCCACAGAGCUUUUUCUCAAGGCUAAACCCCUUUCUGUGGCCUGACCGUGGGCCCAGUUUGAUGUACUGAUCUGAGAGUUGUAUUUGAUUUUUAAUGUAUUCUCAAGCCUCAUAUUUUUCUGUCAGAUGGGAUCAGAAGCUAAUGCAUGAUGUAAUGAGUCUGGAGCAACACAAGCUCUAAACCAAAAACUUUUUGCUCAUAUGCUUUAUUAAAGCCCUAGCUGUGUUCUCGAAAUCUCUAAUAAAUUAGACCACUUAUAUUUCUUCUGAGAGGUUUAUGAACUAUGUUGACUGUCUUGCAACAUAACAUCCUUGUCUUUUUCAUUUGUUUUAAGCUUUAGUUUUAUGACAUGCCUGCCAUCAUUUUUCUGAAGAAAAAUUCAUUUUAUACUCUUCGGAUAUGAUGAACUUAUGCCUUGUGUAUUAUCAACAUUGGCAAUAAUUAAGUAUGAUUUUUGUAACAAUUGACUGAACAUAAACAUGAUUUAACGGUCUUUGAUUUCAUAAAGUUUUUAAGUAUGAAAGAUAUUAUAAAAGUUGACUUGACUUAACUAAACUACAUUUCUACCAUUAAUUAACAUGAUAUUUUGUUUAUGCAUUUAGCUAUUUGCUAAUUAGUUUUUUAAAGCAAGAUUAUUACAGUCAGACAUUUAAUUUUAGUUUACAGUAAUUUUUAAAAAGCCAUUGCAAAAGUACUUUAUGAAUUCAUCACGGUCUGCAUUCACUGAAUGACGCAUUUUGGCAAAAUGUGUAUUAAUAUGCUUAUUGGCAGAUUUGAAUGAUAAAUCUCACUAUGUUCUGUGUGCAAAAUCUAAAUAUAUUAAUAAAGUAUGCACUA